AUGACGCUCUACUACACGAUUGUCUUUGCCCUUCUCAUGUUUGAGAUGGCACUCUUCCUGUUCUUCAUCAUUCCUCUGCCUCACAACCCCCGCCGCGUCAUCUUCACCAACGCGCACGCACAAGCACUAACCAAAGGAUGCAGCUUCAUCUCCGAGAACAAGGUUGUCGCGCAAAUCCAGUAUUGGCUCAAGAUCACCUUCAUCUUCAUCAUCGUCCUGUUCGUCGACUCGGUGAACCGCGUCUACCGCGUCCAGGUGGAGCUCCACGACACAAUGGAGAGAGCGGCCAAGAGCGGCGGAACGUAUGUUGCUUCCUUCCCCCAAAGGAAUCUUGGUUGUCAAAAGCUAACCUUGGCUUUGCCCAGCAGUGUCGUCCUCGGCCACGAGCGUACCGAAGUCCAGGCGCGCAAAUUUUAUGCCCAGCGCAACAUGUACCUCUGCGGCUUCACCCUCUUCCUCUCCCUGAUUCUCAACCGCACCUAUGUCAUGAUCAAGGACAUUAUCCGCCUCGAGGAGCGCAUCCGCGCCUACGACAGUGACAAGAACUUGACCGUCAAGCCCUCUGACGAGGUCACUGCGCUCAAGAAGCAGCUCGCCGCCAAGGACCAGGAUCUCCAGACCCUCAAGAAGCAGAGCGAGCAGCUGCACAAGAGCUACAACGAACUCAGUGACCAGUACGAAAGCAAUCAGGUCAAGGAGUCCAAGAAGGAGAAAUAA
Messenger RNA from Cordyceps militaris CM01, 717 nucleotides. RefSeq names its product BAP31 domain protein, putative. Lineage: Eukaryota; Fungi; Ascomycota; Sordariomycetes; Hypocreales; Cordycipitaceae. The record is from RefSeq and is a predicted model, not a curated record. Bases 1 to 717 code for a protein of 238 amino acids. Gene Ontology annotation, biological process: intracellular protein transport; endoplasmic reticulum to Golgi vesicle-mediated transport. Gene Ontology annotation, cellular component: endoplasmic reticulum membrane; endoplasmic reticulum. The transcript is spliced from 3 exons.